Sesamum indicum (sesame) is the source of this 1788-nucleotide messenger RNA. RefSeq names its product NAC (No Apical Meristem) domain transcriptional regulator superfamily protein (gene FEZ). The record is from RefSeq and is a predicted model, not a curated record. Lineage: Eukaryota; Viridiplantae; Streptophyta; Magnoliopsida; Lamiales; Pedaliaceae. Gene Ontology annotation, molecular function: DNA binding. Gene Ontology annotation, biological process: regulation of DNA-templated transcription.
UUGAAGUUCUUGGCCCUAAUUAAGCUUAACUUCUCUCCCAGAUAUCGCGAUUUUUGUUAAAAACAAGCUCCUUUAAAGUCACCAGAAAAGGCGGCUGAUCCUUCGGGGGCAGACUCCUCCUCGGGCUGCAUGAAAUUUGCUCCAUAUUAAGUGAACCUUCAGAGUUGAAGUCGGCCACAGCUACUCUGAGUUUAUCUGCUUGGAUUUCAUAUGUACUUGUAGGUUUUUUUACAUAUUUUCAGUCUGCUUUUCUUGUAGGGUUUUAGGGUUUACAACCUCAAAAGCUAAGUUUAAGGAUCAUGCAGUUUUGAGUAUAAGGUUCCUGUAUGUUUAACUUUUAGUGUUACGUAGUUUUUGGGUGGUAAGCUUGGUUUUUUCAGAUUGAAUUCUUGCCUUCAGUUUUUGAAGAGAAAGGCUUUCUAUAGCGUCAGUUUCUUGUGAAUUUGCUCUAGUUUUUUUCAGAAUAUAUAGAAGAUUCUGGUUUGAGAAGUUUAUAAAGAGAAGAUAUAUAUAUAUAUGGAGGAUGAGUACAAAAAUGAAUGUGAUAAAAUAGAUGAGGUGAUGCUGCCAGGGUUCAGAUUUCAUCCCACUGAUGAAGAACUUGUAGGGUUUUAUCUGACAAGGAAGAUUCAGCAGAAACCUCUCUCCAUUGAACUCAUCAAGCAACUCGACAUCUAUAAAUAUGAUCCUUGGGAUCUCCCAAAGUUGGCAAUCUCUGGGGAGAAAGAAUGGUAUUUCUACUGCCCAAGGGACCGAAAGUAUAGAAACAGCGCACGGCCUAACCGAGUAACUGGAGCUGGAUUCUGGAAAGCCACGGGAACCGACAGGCCAAUCUACGCUUCCGAAGAUUCAAAAUGCAUUGGGUUGAAGAAAUCACUUGUUUUCUACAAAGGUAGAGCCGCAAAAGGAAUAAAGACUGAUUGGAUGAUGCAUGAGUUUAGACUUCCGUCGGACUCAGUCUCACAUAAUAAGAGAUAUUUGGAACAAAACAUCCCUGCAAACGAGGCAUGGGCAAUAUGUAGAAUUUUCAAGAAAGCUAAAUCGACUACACGGGCUCUCUCUCAUUCUUGGGUUUCGCCGGUUCUUGAUACUACCAAUGCUUCUACUACAACGAACAUGAUCGACCCCAUUAACGUAGCUAGCGAUAUUCAGUUCACUGGCAAUACCUUGAUAGCAAACAAGAGUAUAACUAACUCAACCCUCCAAUUCGGUUUCUGCAACGAGAUAGAGCAUUCGUCCGUUACAAGUUUCUCCCCUCUACCAUUUCCAGUUUCAGUUUCAAGUGGAGAUCAGCAUGACCUGACCCCAAGCUACAAUACAUUUUCAUCCAAUGAAACUUGUGAACUUGCAGCCUCAAAAUGUGACAUCAAUCUUGAUGCAUCUUCAUUGUUGCUUGACAUGUCAAAUUCCAUGUCAGGAGAUCUUAUGAAGGGCUCAUACAAUGUGGAUUUUAGUAUGUUUGGAGUGGCUCAUGAGGAAGUAGUAUUAAUGCAAGGAAAUCUCGGACAUGGAUCAGAAGUGGAAGUGUUGGAAAAAGGACAGCAUAGUGGUUUGGGACAAUUAGUAGAUGAACAGUGGGAGACAAUAAGGUCUAUGAAUAUGGGGUUUCCUAAUUAUAGGUUACCAUUGAGUUUGGGUACUGAUCAUAUAUGGAAAUCAAGUUUGCUGUGGGGUUCUUCUCCUUGUCCCUAGUUUUUCUACUAAUUAACAAGUCUAUAUAUAGUACGUGAUGAGCAGAGAACAUCAAUUUUGAUUCUAUAUAUAUUCAAUUCUUUUUUUUGUAUGUUU